Strongylus vulgaris is the source of this 426-nucleotide messenger RNA. The record is from the annotation of a GenBank genome assembly. Lineage: Eukaryota; Metazoa; Nematoda; Chromadorea; Rhabditida; Strongylidae.
UUGAAUUUAGUGGAUGUACCAAGAAACUUUCGUCUUCUCGAAGAAUUGGAAGACGGCCAGAAAGGGAAAGGUGAUGGAAACAUCUCUUGGGGACUCGAAGAUGACACGGAUAUGACACUCACGAGAUGGACGGGUACCAUUAUUGGACCUCCUAGGACUCCAUAUGAGUCGCGAAUCUAUAAUUUGCACGUGGAAUGUGGUCCUAAUUAUCCAAAAGAACCUCCUAGCGUUAGAUUCACCACGAAAAUUCAUAUGAAUGGAGUGAACCAAACAACUGGUGUUAUCGACAAGAGAAAUUUGAGUACACUGCGUUCUUGGAAUGGAAGUUUCAUGAUAAAAUCCGUGUUGGAGGAUAUUCGAAAGAACAUGAUGUGCGCAAAGGAGAAUAUGAAGCUUCCUCAGCCUGCUGAAGGAGCAACUUUCUAG